Molecule: messenger RNA, 1669 nt
Organism: Hevea brasiliensis (rubber tree)
Lineage: Eukaryota; Viridiplantae; Streptophyta; Magnoliopsida; Malpighiales; Euphorbiaceae
Product: B3 domain-containing protein REM16
Exons: 5
Coding region: 161-1402 (413 amino acids)
Molecular function (GO): DNA binding
Source: RefSeq, a predicted model, not a curated record
AUAUAUAUAUAUAUAUGACCAACUGGUCCGGUGAGUCUCGAUCGUGGACAUCUCUUGGGUUCGUACCAUAACUUCUACCUCUAUCGUUCGAUUGAGCUAUUAACUGAAACGUGGCGUCCUAAUAGGACCCCAUUUGAUAAAUGCGGUAGAAAAGCAGAAUAUGCAAAAAAUAAUUGUGGGAAGAAACGGAGAUGGAACAAACAGUAGAGGAGCAGGAAGAGACUUAACAGAGAUUCGUCAAUUAUCGAUUGCAAGCCCAAGCGUGCAAUCCGUGUUGGAAGAGUCUGUAAGCUCGACUGGUAUAUUAGUGGAAAUGGGUGAAGAAGCAUGCAGGGAUUGCAGAAGCUGGGAAGAGGAAAUUUAUUGGACCCAUUUUCAAUGUCUCCAUUUCUCUCAGGUUCUCCGCCCUAGUUUUCGUCGGCAGCUUCCGAUCCCAGAGCAUUUUACAAAAAAUUUGAGAAAGAAACUACCUCAGGUCAUGACGCUUAGAGGUCCUAGUGGCCUUACAUGGCAAGUUGUACUCACAACAAAUGAUGAUACUAUGUUCUUCAAUCAUGGUUGGGAAGAAUUUGUAAAUGAUCAUUUUCUCCAAGAGAAAGAUCUUUUGAUCUUUAAGUACAAUGGGGAUUCAUGCUUUGAUGUUCUAAUUUUUGAUGGUCAAAGCUUAUGUGAGAAGGCAGGUUCAUAUUUUGUCAGAAAAUGUGGUCACAGAGAACAUGACAGUGGUUACCAUACAAAAAGGAAAACUGGUGAAAAUUCUUUUGAAGCUCCUCUUCCCUGUCCUGAGGAUGUUGUUGGGUUCUCUCCACCUCAGAAAUCUGCAAAUAAUGACAUUGACACAACACCAUUAGGGCGACCUAACAUUUACCGCUGCACCACCAAGAAGACACGAAGGGAAAUUGAGUUUACCAACCCUAUUCAUGAAGAAUUUUCUACUUCUGAUGAGGAAAUAGAGACAAAGCCUGACAUGGAGCACGUCAGUCCAAGUGUGGUGCACAGUGUGCCAUAUCUAUCAAGUAGAAGGCUAAUAACAGAGGAAGAGAAACAGAAUGUAUGCCAGUUGGCACAAGCAGUGUUAACAAGGGAUGGCUUCAUGGUAGUUAUGAAACCUACACACGUGUACCGGAGAUUUUACAUGUCGAUACCUUCAGCAUGGACAUCUAAGAAUCUAAGAUCUCUAGAGAAACAAGAUGUGAUUCUACGCACGAAAGAGAAUACUUGGCACACCAAAUUUUAUUAUCAGAAAUCUAAAAACAGUGGAGGGCUUUCUUCUGGGUGGAAGAGUUUUGCCCUGGCAAAUGACUUGCAGGAAUUUGAUGUGUGCGUUUUUGAACCUGGAAGUCCAGUGAAUGAUGCUAUUGUCCUUGAUGUUAAUAUCUUUCGUGUCUUCCCGGAAGACUAGUGACCUUGGCAUCUCAGGAUUGUUGUAGAUCAUCAGAAGAAAACUGCAUGAAGGUAUUUGGUAAUAAGUACAAAUUAUGGAACGUAUUUAGUUUUGGCUGCGAUUUGGAAUUUUUCCACACUAUUAGUUGUAACAAUCCUUGUGUAUAGAGAAGGGUGGUUUAUGUCCUGUUUAAUGUAUGAGACCUUUGAUGACUGUACUAGCUUUUAUAACAUAACAAUUUGAUUCCUGGGCAAGGAAAUAAAGAAGAAUUGCUUUGGGAUUCCA